Molecule: messenger RNA, 1359 nt
Organism: Carica papaya (papaya)
Lineage: Eukaryota; Viridiplantae; Streptophyta; Magnoliopsida; Brassicales; Caricaceae
Product: Cysteine proteinases superfamily protein
Biological process (GO): proteolysis
Molecular function (GO): cysteine-type peptidase activity
Source: RefSeq, a predicted model, not a curated record
AAAUUAGGAGAAACUACGAUUGUUAACGGAGAGUUGGCUGGAGGGUUCGACCUACAAGCACCGACAUGAUUGCCACUUUGAAGAAACUACCGUGAAAGAUCAAGAGAACCAAGUUCCAGAUGCCGAACCGCAAGAGAAUUGUGAUGAUGGUGACAUGUUGUGCCAUUGCUCAGGGUAAUUUUAAGUAACCGCAACAACUUGUGGACAAGUUUGUGACUUUUUCUCUUCAUUAUCAAUGAGAAGGAGGAACAUUAGCAAGCAUGGAGCUAAAUCUGGUGAUCUCGGCUCUCCAGUUUAUGAGGUUGAAGAAACACCCAUCUCUAAGCAUCGCACCUGUUGGCUUCAUGUUGUAUAUUGGUUACGUGCUCACAACAAGAGGGUACCUCGGGAAAGGAUAAGGGAAUUUGAAAGGUCUGCUCCAUGUUUUUUCAACAACUUUCCUCACCGUGAACGUUCACAAAGAAGAACCCGGAAGAAGUAUGCAAUUUCUAGGCUAAAAAAGAGACUAGAUUCUGAAGCAUUUUCAUCCUACUUAGAGGUUCUGUGGAGGAGCUUCUCAGAUGAUAAAAGGACUUCAUUUAUAUAUCUGGACUGCUUAUGGUUUAGUUUGUAUAAGAAUGCAUCCUUUAGAAGAAAUGUCCUGUUAUGGAUUAAGAACAAGCACAUUUUCUCAAAGAAAUAUGUCUUUGUUCCUAUAGUGUGCUGGAAUCACUGGUUUCUGCUGAUCUUCUGCAAUUUCGAUGAGAGUUUGGAAUCAAAAACCAGGAGACCGUGCAUGUUGCUGCUUGAUUCAUUGGCAAGGGCGAAUCCUAGGAGGCUUGAACCAGAUAUCAGAAAGUUUGUGUUUGAUAUUUAUGAAUCAGAGGGCAGGAGUGAGAGCAAACGAUUGAUUUCUCAAAUUCCUUUAUUGGUGCCAAAGGUACCACAACAACGAAAUGGUGAUGAAUGUGGUAACUUUGUUCUCUACUUCAUCAAUUUGUUCAUGAAAGAUGCUCCUGAGGAUUUCAGCAUUGAGAGAUUCCCCUACUUUAUGGUAAGAGACUGGUUUGAUCUUGAAGGCUUGGAUGGCUUCUGCGAGAUGCUGGAUUCUCUUGCAAGUGAUUUCAGUUAGUUCGGAUGAACUCUUUGUAUAUUUUCGAGUUUCUAAUCAUUAGUAUUUACAAUUGUAUAAACAUGUGGCAAGGAAGCAUCUAGGAACUGGGGAAAUUAUAUAGGUCAAUUUAUUCCCCCAUGCUUUUGCCAUAAAAUAGUGUCAUUCUGCUGCUUAAUCUUCUAAUCUAGUUUAGAAAUGAUGAUAAGAAGAUUCUCAAUCAGUGUAAUGACUGUAAAUCCUAUUAUCAAACAUUUCUCUCUAUCAAA